This is a messenger RNA of Fusarium venenatum, 1485 nucleotides long. Its product is annotated as WD40-repeat-containing domain protein. Gene Ontology annotation, molecular function: protein binding. The record is from RefSeq and is a predicted model, not a curated record. NCBI's taxonomy places the organism in Eukaryota, Fungi, Ascomycota, Sordariomycetes, Hypocreales, Nectriaceae.
AUGGCCAAACGCAAGAGACAAGCCGUCGCACAGAGCGAGCCCGCUUCUGAGCCUUCCGUCAUCACGAAGAAGGUCAAGGGCUCCAAGGUUCUCAAGGAAAAGCCCGUCAAGGAAAAGGCUUCCGCGCCUGCGAAGAAGACUACAACCACCAAGACCGCCUCGAAUGCGCCCGAGACAAUUCAAAUCGUUGUCGGCUCCUACGAUCGAAUCCUUCACGGAUUGGUAGUGACAGUUGGAGGCAAGGAGAAGGCCGAGUUCGCGGACUCGUUUUUGUUUAACGCCCAUACUUCAGCUAUCCGUUGCGUUGCUGUAUCGCCCAUUUCAGCGCCCGUCCCUGGACAGACACAAAAGGUCAUGCUUGCUUCUGGUGCCACUGAUGAGCGCGUGAAUGUUUACAACCUAUCUGCGCAUCCCCCAAGCCGAAAGAACCAGGACCUUAUGGCCAAGGUGGCACCACGACCGAUUCUCGAGAACUCCAAGAAUCGAGAGGUCGGCACGCUGCUUCACCACUCUUCAACGGUCACAUCUCUUUGCUUCCCUACAAGGUCGAAGCUGCUAUCGUCAAGUGAAGAUUCUACGAUUGCGGUCACACGAACCCGAGACUGGUCACUGCUUAGCAACAUCAAGGCACCUAUCGCCAAACCCAUGGGCCGCCCCAGUGGUGAUACAGCGCCUUUUGGAGGUACACCGUCUGGUGUCAACGACUUUGCCAUCCACCCCAGCAUGAAGCUUAUGAUUACUGUCAGCAAGGGCGAGCGUUCAAUGCGAUUAUGGAACUUGGUCACUGGCAAGAAGGCUGGAGUGCUGAACUUCGGCAGGGAGAUCCUGCAGGAGGCUGGUGAAGGAAAGCACUCUACUGGCGAGGGACGAAGAGUUGUUUGGGGAAGCGUUGAUGGAGCGGAUGAAUUCGCUAUUGGAUUUGACCGGGAUAUUAUUGCAUUUGGCAUGGACAGUGUGCCCAAGUGCAGAAUUAUGGGAUCAAUCCGAACAAAGGUGCAUCAAUUCUUUUAUGUUGCAUUGGACAAAGAGGGGGAUACCAACCUUUUGGCCGUUGCCACUGAGGACGGCAGAAUUCUGUUUUUCUCUACCAAGGAAUCGGACCUCACAAAACCCGACUCGGAGGACAAGAAGCUUCCAACGGCCAAAUUGGUGGGUCAGCUCGGCGGCAAGUCAGACGGAGUUCAGGGCCGCAUCAAGGAUUUUGUGGUGGUGCCGAGUGCGGAGGACGCCUCGACGCUGUACGUGGCUGGUGGAAGCAGUGAUGGACGGGUCCGUUUGUGGCGAGUGGGAGUGUCGGAGUUGCAGGGUGACAGCAAGAAUGAGGUUGAGGCCAAGGGGGAAUUGUUGGGGACAUAUGAAACGCAAAACAGGAUCACCUGCAUGACGGGAUUUAUGAUGAUACCCCGGCCUGAUGGCGUUGAGGAUAGCGAUGAUGAGCUGGAUGAUGAGGACGAGGAUGAGGGAAGCGAUAGCGAAGAGGAUUAA